AUGCUCGGAAAAUGGUAUCUAGCGCCCAUCGAAAAGGGCAUCAAAUAUGCGAUUGAUCUCGGUACUGGUUCGGGGCUCCUGGCAAUUGAUCGAUGGAUUUUCCGAAGGGUAUGCAAGCCUGGAGGCUGGAUUGAACACGUUGACAUCACAGCUACCGUGGGCUGUGAUGACGGAACCGCCGUUACUGGGUCUGCAUUAGAGCAGUAUGGAAGGCUGUCCGGGGAGGCUGGAAAACGCCUUGGAUUAACCCAGUCAGUUUCAGGGAAUAACUUUUCUUCAGGAAAACGGCUUGGAAAAGGCUGUGUUUGUGCAUUGGAAGGUACAGGAAUCCAAGAUCCGAAGCAAAAGGAUGUUGGACUGUACGCCUAUGCUGAAGUGUCUUCAGACAUUCAGGGCAUCAUUCUGUUCACAUUUGGCUGA
This is a messenger RNA of Neurospora tetrasperma FGSC 2508, 420 nucleotides long. RefSeq lists its product as uncharacterized. NCBI's taxonomy places the organism in Eukaryota, Fungi, Ascomycota, Sordariomycetes, Sordariales, Sordariaceae. Bases 1 to 420 code for a protein of 139 amino acids. The transcript is spliced from 3 exons. The record is from RefSeq and is a predicted model, not a curated record.